AUGAUCGGUGAUCUAGACGGAACCAUGGCAACUGGAAACGGCAAGGGACAUUCUCAGACACAAGAGGAAGGAUCAUGUGACCGACGGCUCAGUCGUGCAGCAAGAAAGCUUGUGCAUCAACACCUGCUACAAGUCAUUCAGGCAGAAAAUAAGAUUUUGUACCAUGGUUUCUUGGACCAUAGCGACGUCUGGGUGCUCUUGGAACACUGGUUACAUGCGAAUGGCCGACGGAUGGAUCACUGUCCUUUAAAUCCCUCGUUAGACGCUUACAGGAUUGAUGAAGAACACAGCUUGGUGGUGGACUCCCCAACCAAAGUUGCUGGAGCGUACCCAACAUUUGUAGCUCAACAACGUGCAAAGAGAAAAGGAAAACGAAUCUGGUUUGAAUGCGGAUACAACGGAAAGACAUUUAGUAGUCGAUACUAUUUGGAUGCACACCUCGACAAGCACCACAGACUGGAGGAGUUCUCAACAUUUUGCCCAGCUUUAGACUGGUGUAGAGCAGUUGGACUAUCAAAUUGUCACGCAACUGCACUUGAGGACGAGCCUUACUAUGGUCAAGGGAGCGACGGUUGGGGAGAUGACGGCAAUCUUCUGAAACAUCAGUGGGUAAAGAAAGCUCAUUCCAUACCAUGCAAUGUUGCAACGAUACGAGAGGACUGUCAUUUAGUUAUGGAUCGAUGCGGAGUCACAGACUCUACACAACGAUGGUGUGACUCUUUGGUUUGUCCCACUCAUAGACUUGGAGCCAUUUUGUCUUCGAGCAAGUGGAGCAACAACAGCUUCGGAAGUAUUUCUUAUGGUGGGACCUUUCUGGUGGCCAUUAUUAUCGCUCUUGUUUACUGCUGUUUUCACUUUCGAAUAUUGGAUUUUGAAGACGAACCUUUUGGACAAAGCUAUGUAUCUCCUCGCCCAGGGUCUACCAGGAGCUGCAAGACUAAAAAUGUUGCUCGGAAUGUUGAUGGUAAAGUUCGAGAUUUCCGCUUUGAAAGAACAGCGGAAAAACGAGGCAAGGAUGACUAA
Molecule: messenger RNA, 1023 nt
Organism: Cylindrotheca closterium
Lineage: Eukaryota; Bacillariophyta; Bacillariophyceae; Bacillariales; Bacillariaceae
Source: the annotation of a GenBank genome assembly